Molecule: messenger RNA, 7455 nt
Organism: Aspergillus luchuensis
Lineage: Eukaryota; Fungi; Ascomycota; Eurotiomycetes; Eurotiales; Aspergillaceae
Product: type I iterative PKS
Exons: 6
Coding region: 1-7455 (2484 amino acids)
Biological process (GO): fatty acid biosynthetic process; secondary metabolite biosynthetic process
Molecular function (GO): 3-oxoacyl-[acyl-carrier-protein] synthase activity; zinc ion binding; oxidoreductase activity
Source: RefSeq, a predicted model, not a curated record
AUGCAACUACUAACGACUGACGGCCUUGUCUCCCGCGGUGGAGCACUACAGUGUUCUCAGACUCUUGACGGGUCUGAUCCUGUGGCCGUCGUGGGCUUCUCCUUGAGAUUCCCCCAGGAUGCCACCUCCCCGCAAUCCUUCUGGGAAAUACUCCAAGAAGGUCGAUCCGUCACAACAGAAGUUCCUUCUGACCGAUUCAAUAUAAAUGGCUUCUACCACCCAGAUGCGUCUCGAAAUGACACAGUAAACGCGCGGGGUGGCCAUUUCUUAAAAGAGAAUGUGGCAGCCUUUGACGCACCAUUCUUUUCCAUGAGCCCCGGUGAGGUCGAAAGCUUGGAUCCGCAGCAACGGGGCUUGCUGGAGACAACCUACAGGGCCCUCGAGAAUGCUGGCAUUCCCAUCGAAAGAGCAGCGGGCUCCGCCACCUCCGUCUAUGUCGGGGCGUUGGGAGUGGAGUACAACCGAUUCUUCGAAUUUGACGAAGAGGUCCAGGCCACGUAUAAGGCUACCGGUAACUCAGGAGCCAUCUUAGCGAACCGGCUGAGUUGGUUCUACGAUCUGCGGGGGCCGAGUAUGACCAUUGAAACAGCUUGCUCGAGCAGCUUGAUUGGCCUGCACCUUGCCUGUCAGAGCCUUCGCUCGAAGGAGUCGCGAAUGAGUUUGGUAUGCGGCUCACAGCUCUACCUGGAGCCAAUGACAAGCGCGAUCUCGCUCUCCGCUCUGCAAUUUAUUUCUCCUGACAGUCGCUGCCACAGCUUUGGGGCUGAUGGUAACGGGUAUGCCAAGGGCGAAGGGUUCGGCGUCCUGGUACUGAAGCGGUUAAGUGAUGCUAUAGCUGAUGGCGAUGUAAUCCGAGCGGUGGUCCGAGCGACUGCGACGAACCAAGAUGGGCGCACUCCUGGUAUCUCUCAGCCAAGUCAGGCAGCUCAGGAGAUGUUGAUCCGAGAGGCGUACCGUUCGGGUGGUCUGGAUCUCGCAUCCACCCGGUUGUUUGAGGCCCAUGGUCCGGGAACGAAACUAGGUGAUCCCAUUGAAGCAGGUGCCAUCAAAUCAGUCUUCCAGAAACAUCGCAGCCCGAACGACCCCAUGCACAUUGGUGCGGUGAAGGCCAACAUCGGCCAUCUAGAAGCGACAGCUGGUCUGGCGGGUUUGAUCAAGACAAUUCUGAGUCUGGAGAAAGGCAUCAUCCCCCCGAUAGCUGGAUUUAAAGAGGUCAACCCUCGGAUUCCGGCAGAUGAAUGGAACCUAAAGUUCCCGACCAAGCCGCUUCCGUGGCCCACAGAUGGUCUCCGACGGGCAUCGGUCAACGCAUUUGGCUAUGGAGGAUCGAAUGCCCACGCCGUCCUGGAUGACGCAUACAACUACCUGCGGGAGCAUGGCCUCGAAGCACACCACGUCACUGCAAAAAGACCGCCCUCCUUGGCCAUCUUAGAGAAUGGCGUGUCCAAUGAUGCCACCAAUAGCAUUACCAAUGGCCACAGAAAUGGAUAUACCAAUAGCCACGCUAAUGGCCACACGAACGGUCAUGCAAAUGGCCAUACAUACGGAGACACAAAUGGCCACGCAACCAAUGGCUAUAACAGACAUGAUGGAAACGGCAUGACCGUGUCUAACGGUACCGCGUGUGACGAAGCGGAAGAAACCCCAUACGUUUUUACCUGGUCUGCCUCCGAUUCAAACGGAAUUGAGCGACUCGGGGCAGCAUAUGAUGGCUACCUAAACCGAAUCGACCCUCAUGACGCAUCGGAAGACCUCUUGCGCGAUCUAGCAUACACCUUAUCCAACAAACGCAGUGUUCUGCCGUGGAAGUCUUUCGCGUUGGCUGGAAACCUGGGAAGUCUCAAGACGCAGGUACAAAAUAUGCCAAAGCCCGUGCGAUCGUCGACAAGCCCGCGCAUCAAUUUUGUCUUUACCGGUCAAGGUGCACAGUGGGCGCGAAUGGGUAUUGAGCUUCUGAAAUUUGAGACAUUCCGGCAAAGCAUUCUAAAAGCGGACUCCUAUCUUAAAGGAGUCGGAAGCUCCUGGUCGCUGAUCGAAGAGCUGCACAAGCCUGCGGAUUCCUCUCAAAUUGAUAGCCCGGCGUUAGCACAGCCGCUAUGUACCGCUCUGCAGGUAGCACUAGUGGAGCUCCUUGAAGGCUGGGGUGUGACUCCCUGGGGCGUGGUGGGCCAUUCGUCGGGAGAGAUUGCCGCUGCAUUUUGCGCAGGAGCAAUUUCCCGUGAAUCAGCUUGGACAAUUGCCUACUUUCGUGGAGCACUAGCUGCUCGGGUAGCAGAGUCAAAAACUGGCGACCGGGGGGCGAUGAUGGCUGUUGGAUUGUCCGUAUCCGAACUCCAGCCUCAUUUCGAUGAGAUCUCGGCUGUCCAUGGCAAACAAUGCCUGUCAAUCGGUUGCAUCAAUAGCGCCAACAACAUAACCGUGACAGGAUUGGACAAUUCUAUUGACGCCCUCAAGGUCCGCCUAGACGAGAGGCAGGUGUUUGCCCGCAAAUUGAAGAUCCCAGUUGCCUACCACUCUUCUCACAUGCAAGUGAUUGCCGAGGAAUAUAAGAACCUUUUGCAAGGUAUUUGCCCACCGGACCAGUCCUCUCGCAAAGGAGAAACACCCGUAUUUGUUUCAUCAGUCACAGGACAACCUGUUCCAGUCAAACAGCUCUCUCUGCCCCAAUACUGGGUGAAGAACCUCGUGUCAACUGUCAGGUUUUCUGAAGCUCUUGGUGAACUGUCUCAAGCCAGCCGAAAUGCAGGGUCCAACACGCAAGUAGACCACUACGUUGAGAUUGGUCCACAUGCAGCUAUGCAAAGAGCGGUGAUGGACAAUGUGCCUCAAUCCGAAAAUGUCAAAUAUGACGCAGCGAUGCGACGAGGUGUCUCCGGACUGAAAUCCUUGCAGCAGCUGUCCGGGAAACUCUGGACUGAAGGCUACCCUGUCAAGAUCGAAGCUGUCAAUAGUCAUGGAUCGAACCGACCGGCGAAAAUGGUAGUUGACCUACCAGAGUACCCGUUCAAUCAUUCCCAGACUUACUGGCUCGAGAGUCGACUGUUCAAGAAUUACAGAAUGCGCGACAAUAUUCGACACGAGUUAGUAGGCAUUCCCACAAACGACUGGAAUCCGCUUGAGCCGAAGUUCCGCUUCACCAUUCGGGUAUCUGACCUUCCAUGGCUGACAGACCACCGGUUGAAUGGAUCCCCGGUCUACCCUGCCGCGGGAAUGGCAGUCAUGGCUAUCGAGGCUGCUAGGCAUCUAGUCAAGCCUGAUCAUGCAGUUAGAGGAUACCGCCUGCGAGACGUAAGGAUAUUCUCUGCCUUAGUUGUCCCUGAGACCCCUGAAGGGGUAGAAAGCCAGAUCUUCCUACGUAAUGCAGAGAACAGUCGAACCACUGGUGUCCAGACAGUCGAAUGCAGAGAGUUCAACGUAUAUGUGUACUCGGACAAUGAAUGGCGGGAGGUCUGCGCUGGCUCUGUCGUCACGGAAUACGAAGAGACGCCCGAUGAGGUGUACGGAGGCGACGAGCGAAGCCUGACGAAGAAUUAUUACCAGACAAUGUACCAACAAGCAGUUGACCGUUGCUCAGCGACGAGUACUCAGCAGGUCUUCUAUGAUGCUGGUCAUAAGAUUGGGUAUGGCUUUGGUCCCCUGUUCAAUACUCUUCACGACCUAGCCUACGAUCCGGAAGGGGACCAAGCCGUGGCCGUCGUUGAGCCUGAUGAAUGGAGAGGUAAAGUUCCUGAGAAGAACUCUCAAGUCCAGCCGCAUAUCAUUCACCCCACAGCCUUGGAUGGGGUGUUCCAAGUUACGGCUGUGGCGACCACCAAAGGUGGAACAGAACUUGGCCCAUUGCAGGCACCGACUCAAUUGCGAGAUUUCUGGAUCUCGCAUGAUCUGUUUGAGCGCAAACCAUCCACAAAAUUGAAUGUUCUGGCGCAGACCACGCUACAAGCAGCACGAGAAACCGACUCAUUCAUUCUUGCCAUCAACUCAGAUACGGGAGAACCAGCCAUUGUAAUAGAGGGCUAUCGAGUGACAACCGUGUCUAGCCUUAGCUAUAAGCCUUCCGAGAAACGCAACAUCUUUUACAGGCUCGAUUGGAAGCCUGAUGUUGACAUUAUUAGCAGCUCGCAGACGGAGGCUUACUGCUUAGACAAAGAGACAAUACCCGUUCAAUGGAAGCCCUCUAAGAAUGUGGUGACUCUGCACUACAUGUCGGAAAUGUUGAAGGAACUGGAUGCUCAAGGCUACGAGACCUCAUCCCCAUACUUCCAAAGGUACUUGGCCUGGGUGCGAUAUCAUUUCGACCUUUUGGGGGACAGCAAUCCUCUUCUCCAAGCACCAUGGAAAGAUAUUUUAGCGGACAACAGUCGUCGCGAGAAUUAUUUGGAGGAGUUCGCAGCCACAGGCCCGGUUGAGGGUGCGGUUAAUUCGUUCUGCAAGCACCUUGCCGCAAUUGUCCGCGAAGAAGUGGAUCCGUUAGACCUUCUCUUCAAUCAAGGUUUGGCGAAGGACCUGUACAAGGACGAGAUUUUCGUGACUACCGCCAAGCGGAUGGCAGUAUUCAUGGAUCUCCUUGCGCACAAGAACUCCAAGCUUGAUAUCCUUGAGAUCGGUGCUGGUACUGGAAGCGGUACCCAGCAAAUCCUGUCGGCCUUGGGAAAACAAGGUAGCGAUCAAGGCGUGACUCCUCGAUACCAAUCCUACACCUUCACCGAUAUCUCUCCUGGGUUCUUUGAAAAGGCCAAGGCAAAAUUCGCCGACCAUGUUGAUCGCAUGACUUUCCAGACAUUGGAUAUCGAGCGCGAUCCAGCUGAGCAGGGUUUCACACCGGGUGGAUACGAUGUUGUAAUUGCUGCCACUGUGCUGCAUGCUACCCAAUGUGUCAGUGAUACUCUAAGUCAUGCCCGUUCCUUAUUGAAACCAGGCGGCUACAUAAUUCUCAUGGAGCCAACCAAUAAACAUGACACCGUGCUUAAUGGCAUCUGGGGAACACUUCCAGGAUGGUGGAGAUCAACCGAAGAGGACCGGAAGUGGUGCCCAUUGUAUUCUCGGGACGAAUGGGAUCACUAUCUGAAACAGACCGGAUACACUGGGGUGGAAAUGGCAAUCACCGACUUCCCAGAUGUCGAGAACCAUACACUCAGCUUCCUCCUCUCUCGAGCAUCUCAUGAGGAACCGAGCCAGGUUCAACUUCCGGAUUCGCUCUUUAUUGCUGCCGAUACCGAGUUUCAACUCAAGGUUGCCGAAGAAAUUGCUUACUACUUCUCCUCGACGUGGGGGAAGCAAUGUGAUAUCCUCAAGCCUGUUGCUAUCUCCGAGCAAACAUCACAGUCGAAUGUUUGCCUGUCACUUCUUGACCUGGGACGUCCGUUCCUAGCGGCAAUGAGUGGGAAGGACUUUGCUCGCUUCAAAAGACUUGUGGACUUUUCAAGUCACAUCUACUGGAUAACAACCGGUACUGAUGUGAACGCUGCACUACCAGAAAAUGCAAUGAGUUCCGGUUUUAGCCGAGCUGCAAUGCUGGAGAAGCCUGGCCUUUACUGGGCUAAUUUGAACAUCCAGGACAUAGCCUCUGCCGGCAAGACUAUUUGCAGUGUCCUUCAGCGCUCAUGUGGCGCGUCCGGGGUUGAGGACUGGGAGGGCGAUUAUUGCGAGACCAGCGACAUGACGCUCAUCCCCCGCGUGGUAGAAGCCAAUGAUAUCAAUGAUUAUGUCUACUCCCAGACUGGUGACCGGGACAUCGAGCGAAGGCAGCUUGCCAGCGAGCCACAUGAGGCUCUGGAAAUACAGUUCUCUCCUGGGCAGCUUGGCAGUUUCCGGUACGCCAGGGAUGAGAUUCCAAGUAAGCCCCUCGCAGAAGACGAGGUGGAAGUGACAGUCAAGGCCACGGGAGUCAACUUUGCCGAUGUGAUGUGUGUACUUGGGCAGAUUACCGACUCUUACAUAGGACAUGAAUAUGGGGGCGUUGUCCGGCGAGUUGGUUCAGCUGUAAAAGAUCUGGCACCUGGGGAUCGCGUCUGCGGCAUGGCCUCUGGGACAUUUAAGACGUUUGUCCGGAACAAGGUUCACACCACCAUCCCUAUUCCGGAUCAUAUAGCAUUCACCGACGCCUUCCCAGCGGUCUGGCUGACAGCGCUGUACGGCAUCACACACCUGGGCCGCCUUCGUAAAGGCGAGUCUGUACUCAUACACGCAGCCGCGGGCGCUGUGGGUCAGGCUGCCAUCCAGCUGGCACAGAAUAUCGGUGCCGAUGUGUUUGUGACAGUCAGUUCAACAGUCAAAAAGAAUCUUCUGCAAGAGCGUUAUGGAAUCCCUGACGAUCGUUUCUUCUCGAGCCGAAAAUUGGCAUUCGGUAAGCAGAUCCUGCGCGCAACCAACGGUCGCGGUGUCGAUGUCGUCCUCAACUCAAGCUCGGGCGAGGCGCUCGCUGAGACUUGGAAAUGUGUCGCGCCUCUGGGACGGUUCGUCGAGAUUGGAAAGCGAGACAUCUACUCUUUCCAGAAGCUUGCCAUGUAUCAGUUCUCUAAGAACGUCACCUUCUCAUCACUUGACCUUCAAACGGUGUACAAGAAUCAUCCAGCUGUUAUUAAGCAACUAAUGAAUGAGCUACACGAGCUGCUUUUUGCAAAGAAGCUGGGUCCUCCUCAGCCGGUGACACAGUUCUCGCGUGGGGAAUUUGAGUCGGCCUUCCGCUACCUUCAAACUGGCCGUCAUAUGGGCAAGGCAGUGAUCAACUGGGAGGAAGAGGCGGAGGUCUCAGUGGUGCCUAGUAACGACCCGGAAUAUGUCUUCGACUCCGCGGCCAGUUAUAUGAUUGCUGGUGGUCUGGGCGGUAUCGGCCGGAGUCUAUCAAGGUGGCUUACCACUCGAGGAGUCAAGAAUUUGAUCUUACUGUCUCGCUCGGGCGCAGUUUCUGAUGAUGCCAUCGAGCUAGUAAAAGAGCUUACAGAACGAGGCGUCAAUGUGGCUACUCCCCAGUGUGAUGUUAGCAACGCCGAGUCUCUGGCGAGCGCAAUCAGUGAUUGCAAACAGACAAUGCCUCCAGUCAAGGGAGUGAUUCAGGCCUCUAUGGUACUUAAGGACCGCUUGUUUGACAACAUGUCUCUGGCAGAAUGGCAGGCAGUGCUCGACCCCAAGGUCGCUGGAACUUGGAACCUUCACCACCAACUUCCAGCAAACAUGGACUUUUUUGUCAUCCUAUCUUCCCUGGGAGGUAUGAUUGGGUCGAGAGGCCAAUCUCAGUAUAAUGCCGCCGCGACAUUCCAGGAUGCAUUUGCUCGCCAUAGAUGGGCACACGGCCAGAAAUGCAUAUCUAUUGAUGUCGGUCUACUCACGUCUGUUGGGUACGUGGCAGAACAGAAGGACGUAUCCGAGCGGUGGGUCAACGCCGGUUUCGAUGCCCUGUCCGAGAAAGAGCUUCACAGUGUUGUGGACUGGGCUUGUAAUCCUCGCCUGAAUGUGUAA